Messenger RNA from Tricharina praecox, 642 nucleotides. RefSeq lists its product as uncharacterized. The transcript has a single exon. The record is from RefSeq and is a predicted model, not a curated record. Bases 129 to 464 code for a protein of 111 amino acids. NCBI's taxonomy places the organism in Eukaryota, Fungi, Ascomycota, Pezizomycetes, Pezizales, Pyronemataceae.
UCAUCAGCUUCCAUCCUCACCUCUUCUACAACAUCCACUCAUCGGUUACUCACACACUCACCAGUAAAUCACCUCCCACUCCCGUCUUUUCCUCUAAAAAACCAACCCCCUCCAGACCCACCUUCACCAUGCUCUUCCAAUCCCUCAUCGCCUCCUUCCUCCUGGCCUCCGCCGCCAACGCGGCGGUCGCCAUCGGCUACCAGGACCGCAGCGACGGCAGCAGGCGCAACCUCGCAUGGCUCGUGGGCACCGACGCCUGUGCAGCCGAGUACCUCUCCACCGUCCCCGCCAGCCCUUGCGGACAGGUGUUCGAGACCGGAGGUUACCAGGGACUCACGCUCGAGGGAUGCGGAGGAUCGCUCUACCUCGCUCAGAACGAUAACUUCAACGCCAACUGCAAUGCCGAUACUUCCUACUCCAAGUCUUGCAACUCGGGAGUCGUCCACAAGACCUACCAGUGCUAGAGGGGUUGGAUUGGGUAGAUUAGAGACGGGGUAGUGAGGGAAUAUGGGACGGGAGGCGGGGGGAUGAGGGAGGUCUAGGAGAGUGCGGGAAAGGCGUGUGUGCCAUGGACGAACUGGAGAAAACUGCAGGUUGGAUAGGAUAGUUUUAUUUUACAAUCGAUCUCGCUUCUAUGCUCCA